Malaclemys terrapin pileata is the source of this 3995-nucleotide messenger RNA. Its product is annotated as granulocyte colony-stimulating factor receptor-like. Gene Ontology annotation, molecular function: cytokine receptor activity; granulocyte colony-stimulating factor binding. The record is from RefSeq and is a predicted model, not a curated record. The transcript has 17 exons. Gene Ontology annotation, cellular component: signaling receptor complex; external side of plasma membrane. Gene Ontology annotation, biological process: cytokine-mediated signaling pathway. Lineage: Eukaryota; Metazoa; Chordata; Testudines; Emydidae. Bases 221 to 2998 code for a protein of 925 amino acids.
GGCAGCCCCAGCUCAGGGGUUGCAAUCUCCUCUAUGGAGGGGGGACACCGGCAACUCUUCCCCGGAGAGCAGUAAAGCAGCAAACCAGAGGGGGAAAGUACAUUUGGUACCUGAUGCUGUAGGAUAAUGAUGGGAAAGCACCGGCUUUAGGAAGAACCUCUCCUCUCACUGAUCCCGACGGUUCCUAGCAGGUUUUCCACCAAAGCUGUAAUUCACGAGAAUGUGGCUGAAUCUGAUGUUGUCCUGGAUCUUCUCAGUUGGCAUCUCCAGGUCAGGAGCGAACAGCCCGAGGCCUGGUCCUGGCAGCAGAGUCCCUACUCCGCAGCCCAGCUGUGGCAUGCUUAGUCUGCACCCCACAGUAGCCUGUCUCGGCACCCCAUUGACGGCCUCCUGCACCCUCGACCCCGGCUGCCUGCAGAUCGGCCAUGCCCGCCCGGGCGAUAUUGUCUGGAGAUUGAACGGAGAGACUAGGCAGCUGCCACUGAACCAGAGCAUUGCGGGAAACGGCACAGUCACCGUGGUCACCGUUCUCCGGGCAGAGCGGCCCCGUGGGGAGCUGAGCUGUUACCUGCCUCACCGGAGCAGUCUGCACCUGCUGGGUCUGGCCGAGUACCAGGCUGGAGUCCCGCCAGGAGAUCUGCAGGUGGAACAUUGCGUCAGCUUCUGGGGGGGGAACAUCACCUGCUACUGGGACCCUGGGCCGGAGACCUACCUUCCAACCACAUACACCCUCCACAUCACUGAAGAAGCAGGGCGCUGCCUCUGGAAGUUCAGAGAUGCCGGGACGUGCGUCUCCAGCCGAGAGAGCCCUUCCUGCACCAUCCCUGUGGAGAACCUCUUUGCCUCUUUCCAAGUGAGGCUAACGGCCGUGAAUCUGCUGGGCCGGGCCAGCGCCGCAGACAAGUGCAUGCACGGAAUGAGCAUUGUGAAGCUGAGCCCGCCCGAGGUCAGCGCCACGGCGGACAGGAGCGACUGCUUCCACCUGGCGUGGCGGCAGCCCAACGAGGAGCUGCUGCGUGUGACGGACGCGCGGUAUGAGAUCCGGUACCGCGACGUGGACGGGGCAUCCUGGACGCAGGUGGAUGUCACAGCCGCAGAGAACGCGCCCGCAUCGAAGGACGUCUGUGGCGUCUCGCCGUUCACCAGCUACUCUAUCCAGGUGCGAGCGCUGUACCGGAGCGACACCUUCCCCUGGAGCGACGGGGGCCCCUCCUGGAGCGCCUGGAGCCACGAGCAAUUUGUGAGGACUCUGCCCGCGGCCCCGUCCAGAGGGCCGGCUCUUUGGAGGAAAAUAGCCACGCCCGACUCUGACGGGAGGAGUGAGAUCAUUCUGAUGUGGAAGCCCCUGCAGCCAAAGGAAGCCAACGGCAGGAUCCUGACCUACAGUCUCCGCUGGCAGCGAAGGGGGCAGCCGGCUGUCCUGCUGGCAUGCCUCACCCGCUCCCUGCAGUGCGCUCUGGAGCUGCCGGCCUCCGAGGAGCACACCUUCUUCCUCACCGCCAGCAAUUCCGUGGGCGAGUCCCCCGCUAGCAAGCUGUUGAUCCCGGCGGUGCAGGCCCAAGCAGCACAGGGUCUGGGGGGAGAGAGGCAAACUGUCCUUCCCCCACGGCAACGUGGGUACCCAAAGCCCAGCCCUGGGCGUGCCUCCCUCUCCACUAUCCCUGGGCUCCUUUCAGUGCCGCCGUUGCUGCCACUCCUGGUCUCUCCGGCGAGCGACCGCAGCCUCCUCCUGCAGUGGGAUCCCCCUGGCUUCGCCGCAGCAGCCUAUGUCUUCGAGUGGGGCCGGGCGUCUGAGAACCGGGGGCAGAACAGCAGCUGGCGCUACGAGCUGGGGAACAUCAGCAGGGCGGUCCUGGCAGAGGCAAUUGAGCCGGGAUAUCUCUACAGCCUGACGCUCUUUGCCCUGAGCGACGGAGCCGUCCGGGCUGCAGGCUCUACAAGUGCUUACUCCAAGCAGAUCGCUCCAUUCCGUGCCCCAACUCUGCAUCCCACCCGUGUCUGGCCAUCCCAGGUGGAGGUGCAGUGGGAGGAGGUCCCAUUGGAGGAGCAAGGCGGCUUCAUCCGGAACUACACCAUCUCCUACGAGGAGCAGGGAAAAGACCCCCAGGCCGUGGUGGUGAACGGCUCCGUCCGUCGCUAUCUCAUCGCGGGCCUGGCUCCUGACUCCGUGGUGAGGGUGGGCAUCUCCAUCAGCAACGACGGGGGAAGCACGCAGGGCUCUGUCCUCUCCAUCAGAACCAGAAGCCUUGACGAUGGGAAGGUCGAACUGUUGCUGUCCUCCCUGUGCGUGGGGCUAGUCGUCCUGCUCAUCACGGCCGCUCUGGCCUGCGUCCUCAAGCACCCCCUAAUACAGGGCUGCCUGUGGCCGCAAGUCCCCGACCCUGCUAAAAGCCACCUGGCCAGCUGGCUGCCACAGAAAAUGUGGCUGGACUUGGGGAACUUCCCAGUGGAGCAGAGCAAGGAGCAGAGAGUGGGGUAUCCUGACUUCCCGUUCCGGGGGGUCUCGGGAAUCAUCUGUGGCCAGCAGGAGGAGAUGAUGAUGUGCAAGUCCUUCCUGGAAAGCACCUGGACACCAGAGGCCUCUAGCGCUGGAGAUAAAUACAGGCAGCCUCUCCAGACCAUCUUCCUCCAGGGAGACGUGACCACCCCAGACCAUUCCCAGGCAAGACGCCAAAGCAAGGUGGAAUAUUCCACAGUGAUCGUCUGGGCAUAUCCCGGUGAUGCACCACCAAGCUCUACUGCUCCCUGGCCCCAACCUACCCCUCAGAGCCCAGAGAGCUCUGGUCCCAGCCGGGAGCCUGGCUGGAGGAUCUGCUUCCAAAGCCCAUCCUGUGAGCCCCUGGAUGGGUCAUGCUGGCGAUGCAGCCAACAGCUGGAUGGAGGGCCCGCUUCCAUGGGGGCAUUUCCGCUCCUGAGGACCCUGGUUGUGGAGGGAUCUGGAGACCUCCAGCCUAACGGAGAUCACCCUGCAGGCGCGCUCAGCUCAGUGACGCCCUAACGGCCUCUGGAGAGAGACCUCCUCUCCCGGGGCAUGCGUCCCAAUGAGGGAGGGCAAUAAGGAGUCUCACCCCACCAGGCAGAGGGGUGGGACGUCAAGCAGAGCCCAGUUCCCCUGGGGGUGGGAGUGAGAGCCCUGCUGGUAAAAACACAGCUUUAUUGAUACCGGGGAAGGAGCCAUGUUGGCCUGGAUCUCCAGGCAAUAGUCACGGGCGCAGGGAGGCGUUCUUCUUCCCCUGCCUCUGCCGGCAUUUCCCCGUGCUUAGCCAGCCCGGGCCAAUCCUUUCCCGCUAGUGCAGCCUGCUGAUCCGUGUGUGUCGUGUCGCUCUCUGUGCCUGAGCCUCGGCCGAGCUGAGCGUCUCCCAGGCCCUGGCUACGGAGCCUGGGUCCUGCUCUGGAGAGUCACGCUCAGUGACGUCAAGCGAGACAGCGACCGUCCAGCUAGAAAGUCCUGCCAGUGUGUUUAGAGGCCUCCCAUCCCUCUUGCUACAUGCUACAAGCUCUACAAGUUCGGCAACACAGAACACGGUGAGCGCCCCUGGAGGGCCUACAAACUAUUUAAAGGGAUACGCCUCUAUUUCUAUACAUUCUGUGUCUUCAAUAACCCGCAAUCAAUUGAACUGCCAGCGCUUUGCUUGGAAGCCCAGCCAACCUCACUGGCGGGGAGCAUUUGCUGACCGGCGCACGAUUCAACUGGACUCCUUUAUGGAGCUUUUGCGCCGAAUUUCUCGUGAGCUUUGCUAUUUGUGGGUGCUUACGACUUACUGACUCCCCCCAGCCCCAGGGGUGCAGUCUGCAUUUAAAACCGAGUGCGCAUCGUGCAGAUACGUGCUAUGGAACAAUUAAGCCGUGCAUGUUUGCUGCUCUGUGUUAUGUCUGGUUUGGAUGGGGAUUGGAUUGUGUUUUAUUGUAACUGUUUGCUCAGCACCAAAAUCUUUGGCGGGGGGGGCACGUGUACUAAUUUUACCCCCAGUUAUUAAACCGCUAGAGGAAGCCGA